Molecule: messenger RNA, 1979 nt
Organism: Populus trichocarpa (black cottonwood)
Lineage: Eukaryota; Viridiplantae; Streptophyta; Magnoliopsida; Malpighiales; Salicaceae
Product: AP2-like ethylene-responsive transcription factor AIL5
Exons: 7
Coding region: 1004-1801 (265 amino acids)
Biological process (GO): regulation of DNA-templated transcription
Molecular function (GO): DNA-binding transcription factor activity; DNA binding
Source: RefSeq, a predicted model, not a curated record
GAUGCUGUUAAACUUGAGCACAAUCGUAUAUAACGGAUCUAAUUUCGAAUACUACAGCAAAGAAAUCCUGUCAAAUUUUUGAAAUCUGAUGAUACCGAAGAAUAUAAUGGUUCGGUGUAUGUGCAAGGAUCUGGAAAUAAUUUUGGUGAUACCCUGUAAUCAUGUAGUCUUAGCUAGCACCUUAUUAUAAUGAGAGUGCAGACAAAGGGAGUUUGUCGCAGAUGAUAUCGUGAACAUCGACAUUUCUUUGUCUGGGUGGGCACUGCUGAAGCAUAUAAGCAGUUGUUACAAUACUUGCAUAAUUAGUUUUUGUAAACGUCAAGCAAACAUAUUAAUAGCUUUUGGUCUGGUCUGGUCUUGUCACUUUCUAUAUUCCCUGGAGAGUCAUUUAGACAAAGAUGGAGAUGACAAGGAAUACUGGCGAUCAGAUAAGCCUAGGAAGGCGUCGCUUGUGCAUGAUAGAAGAAGAAAGGAGAGCCGGGGAGGCUGGUAAGUGUAUUAAAAGACGACGAAGAGACCCUUCCACAUUUGCAUUAAGCUGCAAUAUUAAUGAUCAACAAAGUGACCAGCAGCAGCAGCAACAGUCACUUGGUGAUCGAACUGCAGCUGUUGCCACUACUGUCAAGAGAAGUUCAAGAUUUCGGGGAGUUAGCAGGCACCGUUGGACCGGACGAUUUGAAGCUCAUUUAUGGGAUAAAGGAACUUGGAAUCCAACACAGAGAAAGAAGGGUAAACAAGGUACGUACGUAGUUUCCAAGCCUUCUUGGCUUGUUAAAUCUGCUUCACCGUCCCUGCCUCAGAUACUUAAGGUACUUGAUUACUCACGAUCGGCCUUUUCAUCUGUGUGCAUAUCAACUUCAUUUUGCUCGGGGAAGUUUAUCUUGGAGCUUAUGAUGAAGAAGAAUCCGCUGCAAGAGCAUAUGAUUUAGCUGCUCUCAAGUACUGGGGAACGUCAACUUUCACAAAUUUUCCGGCGUCUGACUACGAGAAAGAGAUUGAAAUAAUGAAAACGGUAACCAAAGAAGAAUAUCUAGCCUCCUUGAGAAGGAGAAGCAGUGGGUUUUCAAGAGGUGUAUCCAAAUACAGAGGAGUUGCUAGGCACCAUCACAAUGGGAGAUGGGAAGCAAGGAUAGGGAGAGUGUUUGGAAACAAAUAUCUUUAUCUUGGCACGUACAGCACUCAAGAGGAAGCUGCUCAUGCCUAUGAUAUAGCAGCCAUUGAAUACAGAGGGAUCAAUGCUGUAACCAAUUUCGAUUUAAGCACAUACAUCAGAUGGCUGAAGCCAGAAGCCAGUCUUCCUGCACCUCAAACUCAAGAAUCGAAGCCAGCUUCAGACCCCCUGCCGAUGGCAACCUUCUCCAAUCACCUUCCGAGCGAGAAACCAACCCAGCUAUCCGUUCUCCAGAUGGACCCUUCUUUAAUGGAUAAUUUAAACACCCCUAAAAACGAGGACAUUUUUCACAGGAAGACGCUUCCCGUUAGCCCCCUCACUAGGUCAUCCUCCUCGACUGCCCUUAGCCUCCUCUUUAAAUCUUCAAUAUUCAAAGAGCUUGUGGAGAAGAACUUGAAUACCACCUCCGAAGAAAUUGAAGAAAAUGAUUCGAAAAACCCGCAUAAUGGCAACAACAAUGCUGGGGAGGCAUUCUAUGAUGGACUCAGCCCCAUUCCUCACACAGGCACUUCAACCGAGGAUCCGUUCUUGUGCUCAGAGCAAGGAGAGACAAAUACAUUGCCACCAUACAGUGGAAUGGAGCAAUCUCUUUGGAAUGGAGCCUUGAGCAUGCCUUCUCGUUUCCGUUAACUAGAGAUUCCAACUUCCUUCUGCCUCUUCCUUGCAUGAGGCAAUGCAGCUAACUAGUCUGUGAAUGAGUACCAUAAAUUGCUCUUACAAAUAAAUGCAGAUACCCUCUCCUCCCUCCAACACUCUUUAAGUAUCUCAUCUAUAAUGAAAAUAAUACACUUCCUAUUUUCAUGAUCAA